Molecule: messenger RNA, 2427 nt
Organism: Ictalurus punctatus (channel catfish)
Lineage: Eukaryota; Metazoa; Chordata; Actinopteri; Siluriformes; Ictaluridae
Exons: 4
Coding region: 1256-1783 (175 amino acids)
Source: RefSeq, a predicted model, not a curated record
AUCAGAUAACGAUCCGAUCAGACAAAACGCAUGAAGUGACCAGGUGUAAACAGGUCCGAGGAUCGCUCUCCCUCCACAUUGUUUCAUUUUAGCUUCAAGAAAACUGGAAAACUGGUACAACGAUAAAAAUCACUCCAGUUUCGCUAUCUAUUCGUAGGCGGGGAAACUAACCAACCAAUCAGAGCUGGAGUUAUCGAAGCGUCAGGUCGACCAAUGGGCGCGUGCUGUUAGCUUGCUGGCUAACACGAAGUGAUUUCACUCUAACUUUGCCUCAGGUGAACGCAGAAACACAUUUAUACCUGCCACACGUAAGUAUAAAAAAAGAAAAGAAAAACAAACAGGUUAGGCUUUGAGAAAACAAGUACCAAUCAAUUUGUUGUGUUCAGAUUGUUAUGGUGUGCUAUGCCUCAAAAAUUAGUCAUAUAAAAGUAUCUAAAAUUGCUUAGCUGUAACCAAUUAAUUCAUUAUGCAUAGUCUGUGAAUAAUGUGACAAGGACAUAGACAGGUAAACACACACAAACAUAUCAAACAAUUGCAAACACAACACAGGUUUAUAUAUUUAAAAAAAAAACUUUGUUAAAUAUAUUACUCCAAUUCCAAAAACGUUGGGAAAGUAUGGAUAAAAACAAAGAGGAGUGAUUUGUAAAUGUACUUUGACCGUAUAAAGCCAAGGUAUUUAAUGUUUUACGUAAUGAAUUGCAUAGUUUUUUGUUUUUUUGUUUUUUUAAGAUAAAUGUCUAUUUUGAAAUUGAAGCAUGCAACACGUUCGAAAAAAGUUGGGACGGGGCAAGUUAGGACUAAUAGCGAUGUGACAAGUUGAAAUAAGAAGCUGAUGUGAAACAGGUGAGGCAAUCGUCUAAUCAUAGGCUGCGUUUACAUGGACAACAAUAAUCCGCUCUUAAUCUAAUUAAGACCAUACUUUGAUUAAGAAACCACCAUGUAAACACCAACCUUAAUCUAAUUAAGGUCAUAAUCUAAGUAAGCUCUAAUCGAAUUAAGACAGGUGGAGUACUCCUGUUUUAGUCGCAUUAUGAACGUGUAUUACAGACAUGUAAACACCUUAAUCACAUUAUGAACAUCAUGUGAGAGUUUUCACCACAUUUUGCGACAGGACACGAUCACACACGGCAGUUCUCAAGAUUUUACGGCGAACAAGAGAGCAUGGCUACAAGCAAGAAGGUAAAUUUUUGGUCCGAGCAGGAAACGAUGAUAAUGUUUGGUAUUCUGAAAGAAAUGGAUAUUAUGAAGUUCCUUGAUGGCCCUAAGAACAGGAAUGGUGACAUAUUUAAAAGAGUUGCAGACAGAAUGGGAGAGGAAGGUUACGUACGUACGUUCGACUGAACAAGUGCUCACCCGUUGGAAAAUCCUAAAAACUAGCUAUUAUCGGGCGAAAAAACAGAAUAACCCCAGUGGUUUCCCGUAUUUUGAAAGUAUGCAUGACAUACUCGGUCAUCGACCUUUGUCCAACAUUUCCGAGAGUGGAUUGGACAUUGGGUUUGACGAGGACGAGGAUGCAGCGGAACACCUGAAUUCAGUGGAGGAGAGUGUCGUUGGGGAUGAAGUGAGUUGUCUAGCUCGCCAGGAGGAAAUGAACGAGUAUGCAGAUGAAGAUACCACAUCAUCAGGUGAUACGUCUGGUACUCGAGGAAAGCUUUUCAGCCACAGCACCAGAUGUCGACCCACCCAGGAUACAAGGUUACUCUCGAAGAAAGAAGAAAGUGAGAGGCACUGUGAUCUCUCAGCAUCAGCAGUUAAUCAUGCAGAUGAUGAGGCAACAAAAUGAAUGGUUUCAAAACCAAAUCCAGCAAUCCGAGCAAAAAGAGGAGAGACUCCUUAGUGCUUUAAUUGAGAGCAAUGUCCGUUCCACCGAGUGCCUGAUAUCAGUACCUGAGGGAUUCCAAAGCACCCAGCCACAGCCAAUGUUUGCACCUCCUUCACUGCACCCCCAACACUUUCAAUAUUGUUAUCACACACAGCCAGCUAACUCUCCCAUGCAUGGUUCUGCUGUGUCAAAUACAUCCACUGCUAAACAUGGGUCAGAAGAAGCAAAUAACAAUGCUCGAAUGUACACUCACCUGUGAGCAGCCUGCCAUUAGGUUAGCAGACAAUCUGCUUAUGUAAAAUAGUUUGUGAAUGCCUGUAUUGGCUUCAGAUUAGAUAUGUUUGCCUACCUCAUAUUUGCCUGUGUUACAGGAAAGAAUGUGCCUUGUCUUUUGUUAUAUAAAAUUGCUUAGUAAGUGAAACUUACACCCUGUAUGAGGUUGAAAUGUUUUUUUUUUUUAAUUUAAACCUCUAUUUUUUGUAAAGUAAUAUUUAACAUAAGCGAGCAGAACUUGAAGAGGUCCCUUUUUGUUGUCCUUUUUUACAUUUCAAACCUGUGUGCAGUGUUCCUGGAAUCAAAGCAUAUAAAACCCAACAUAAAUGGUG